AUGGAUUUGUUCCGGCUGGGCUGGCAUCCGCCGGCGAGCCUCACCUUCACGGGACAUGUGAAGACGAUCAAGGCCAAGAUGCUCCAAAGGAACAACGUCCUCCGGGCCAUCAGCGGCACGACCACAUAUCUCGCCUUCUCUCGCGCCUGCGCCGACUACGCCGCCGGUGCUUGGAUGCCCGGCCUCAGCGAGUCUGGCCUGAGGGAGCUGGAAACGGUGCAAAGACAGGGGUGCAGGACAAUCACCGGAUGUGUCAGAUCCACACCAGUGGACGCCCUGGCCAGAGAGGCGGAUCUCCUGCCUUUCUCGGCGCGGCGGAGGCAGUUGGCGGCUGUGGCGAUGGAGCGCCACUCCCGGGACCUACCAGGCGACCCUGUGCAGCGGAUCCUCCUCCCUGAGAACCGCCCCCGGCAACGUCUGCGCUAUGACAGAGGAUGGGCACGGACGGGCCAAGAGAUAUCCAAAGACGCCGGCCUAGACGACUUCCCACGCGAGCCGUUCCUGGUGGUUGCCAGCACCCCUCCCUGGGAGUCACCGCCACCUCCAACGGUCCUCUUCCACACUGGACUUGUGAGGCCGCUACCGCAAAACGCCCCCGCCGAACAGCGACGGACUGCCGCCGAGGAGACGCUAGCCGGACUGCCGAACCCGGACGUCCAGGCUUUCACGGACGGCUCGGCCACAGCCGGCACAGAACGAGGCGGAGCAGGGGCAGUCGUCUAUAGGAGCGGCAGGGAAGUGAAGAGGAUCCGAGCGCCAGCGGGGCGCUUCACGUCGAGCUACACAGCGGAGCUUCUCGCUCUACGAGAGACACUCAAAUACAUCGAGUCCAUCCUCACCGAUCAAGACCCUGCACUCAAUAUCCAGCUGUGCACCGACUCCCUAUCAUCCCUCAUGCGUCUGAGGGAAGGCCCGGCCAACCAGACUGAACGGGUCGCUGACCAAGUCUGGCUAUCCCUCCGGCGACUAGGACGACGCCACCGCGUGGACCUUCAGUGGGUUCCCGGUCACGCGGGAGUCGCCGGCAACGAGAUCGCCGAUGCCGUGGCCAGGGAGGCCGCUGAGCUGCCGCAGGACGGGACACCCAUCACCUUCGCGGCGGCCAAGAGCCUGCUGAAGCGCCACGUGAGCAGAGAGUGGGUGGAGAGCACGCGCCACUCCCGACCGGCGCCCGCGACCCGCCCGCACCUAAGCCACGACUACCACGAUGUCGUCGGCCCGGGCAGGGUCAGGCUGGCAGACAGGCUCGGCCUGUCUAGGAGAGAGGGCACCGCUCUGGCGCGCCUCCGGACCGGCCACUCUCCUGCCCUGCAAGCUUACCGUCACUUCAUCGGGGCGGAGGAGGACGAUGGGUGCCCGACCUGCGACGGCGGAGUCAGGGAGGACGCGGAACACUUUCUGACGUCGUGCCCCGCGACGGCCCGCGUCCGUCACGACGUUUUCGGAAGAGAGGACCCGACGCUGCGGGAGGUCUUCGCUGACCCAUGCCGGGUUAUCGAGUUCCUGCGGCGCCUGGGCCGACUAUAG
Amphibalanus amphitrite is the source of this 1527-nucleotide messenger RNA. RefSeq lists its product as uncharacterized. Gene Ontology annotation, molecular function: RNA-DNA hybrid ribonuclease activity; nucleic acid binding. The record is from RefSeq and is a predicted model, not a curated record. The coding region runs from base 1 to 1527 and encodes 508 amino acids. Gene Ontology annotation, biological process: DNA replication, removal of RNA primer. The transcript has 3 exons. NCBI's taxonomy places the organism in Eukaryota, Metazoa, Arthropoda, Thecostraca, Balanomorpha, Balanidae.